AUGUAAAGAAAAGAAAUACCUCACCCGUAUCAAAACAAAAUAAUGUUUGGUAGUACAAUUAGAUCUGAAGAAAAAGAUAAAAAUGAACGAAAGAAUAAUACAUUUUUCAUUUUAAUGCUUGUGAUUGGGAUCCCUUAAACUUUGUUUAUGAAUCUUACCUCAUUUUUACCUCAGUAUAGAACAGAAAACCACUAAACUAUUCAUGAUGGUUUGAUCGGAAUCAUACUAUCUCAUAUGUUUUUCUGGAUUUCAAUAGUAUUUAGAACUUUAUAAGGAGCUGGAGAUUCUAUUAUUUUUACAACUGGUUCUGCUAUAAUUUGCCUCGAAUUUAGAGAUGAGAGAGAAAAAUAUAUGGGUUAUGUCUAGACCUCGAUUGGAGUAGGUAUUAUGUCCGGUCCUGUUAUUGGUUAAUUGAUCUUCAAUGAAGUCGGAUUUCAAAUGACUUUUAUGUACUUUGCAUUUAUGAUGCUCAUUCCGCUAAUAUUGGCAUCUCAAUUGAGUAUACCAUCUCAAUACUAAAAAAAUUCCCUAAAUAUCCAAGGAUUAGACUCAGAUAAUUUUUAAGAGAUCCAGAUGAAUAUAGUUGAGGGUUUUAAUUAUGAUUUUAAUAACAUUGGAAAAACUGCUACACUUAACUCGUCUAAUAGUUUUCACAAAAUGUUCUUCUCUAAUCCUAGAAUCAUAAUUGCAGCAAUCUCUAAGAUGAUGUGUUAAAUUUUGGUAUAUUUUCCAGACUCCUGCUUAGCUGACCAUUUUAUAAAAGAUUUAAAUGUUGACUCUCGCACAGUAGGAGCAGCAUGUGCACCCGUUAUUAUUACAUUUAUUCCAGAAAUCAUUGAUUAAAUCCAUCAAAAAUAAGAAAUUUAGGAAGGAGAAGAGCUUUCUGAUUUUGCCUCAAGCGUUAAUAGCAUUACUUUUGGUUUAAGCGCUGUGUUUGCACCUAUUCUGGGCGGCUAUCUAUAUGAAUAUACUGGUUUUAGCAGCACCUGCGACAUUUUAGCUGCUGUGUCUUUGUUUUAUGCUUGCGCUUAUUUCAUUUUAAGAAUAUUACCUGAAAUAAGCAAAAAUCCUUCUCAUUAAAAAACAUUAACAACAAAAUUAAUGAUUGAGGAAAAAAAAUUAAAUUAAAAGAAGUUGUCAGAGAUUACUACUUAUGACCAAAAUGAAUGCUAAAUCAACAUAAAUAUUGAAAUGACUAUCAAAAGUGAAGGAAAUACUCACUCAGAGAGAUCCGAGUGA
Messenger RNA from Stylonychia lemnae, 1239 nucleotides. The record is from the annotation of a GenBank genome assembly. Lineage: Eukaryota; Ciliophora; Spirotrichea; Sporadotrichida; Oxytrichidae.